This is a messenger RNA of Chaetomium globosum CBS 148.51, 1455 nucleotides long. RefSeq lists its product as uncharacterized. The transcript has a single exon. The record is from RefSeq and is a predicted model, not a curated record. Gene Ontology annotation, biological process: regulation of DNA-templated transcription. The coding region runs from base 1 to 1455 and encodes 484 amino acids. Gene Ontology annotation, molecular function: zinc ion binding; DNA-binding transcription factor activity, RNA polymerase II-specific. NCBI's taxonomy places the organism in Eukaryota, Fungi, Ascomycota, Sordariomycetes, Sordariales, Chaetomiaceae.
AUGUUUCAGACCGAGUCCCACCCCGCGGGUGGCAGCCCUCUCCAGUCCAUACGAUCAUCAUGCGAUCGUUGUCGGCUUCAGAAGCUGAAGUGCACCGUCCAGUCGAUGGAGUCGGACGGCCGCAUGGUAUGCGAACGCUGCGUGCGGGCCAAGGUGCCAUGCGCCUUUGGCCGUCGACGGCGUGCAAGCCGGCCCAGCGACACCAAGAAGCAAGGAGACUCGUCGACGAGGCGAUCCACGGCCCCGCGCACCACCAACCCAGAGCCAACAGUCCUCACGCCUCCCCUCUCCACAACCUCAUCCACCAGUGAGCAAACCCUCGGCGGAGCUACACCGUCUCCCACACUCGCAACAAGCUCCGCCCUCGAAGCGCCACUCGAAACCCUAGCCGAGUGCGAGCCCGACACAACAGCGCCCACAUACUCAUACCACCACCACCACCAUGAUUCCUACCAGCUAGGGGAGGGCCCACCAACCCCCUUCCCCAACCCCGCAACCACCGGCGGCGGCAGCGGCAGCAGCAUGAUGGACUGGGACUGGCUCGAGCAAGACUUCCACGCGAACGAGCUGUACUGCCUAGACCCGGAACUGCUCGCGUCCGCGCCGGCCUCCACCUCCACCUCCACGGGUUCCCCCACCGCGCACCACCGCGCCCUCCCCGACGGCGGCAGCGGCAGCAGCACCAUGUCCAUGGGAGGCGGAGCGGACACCCCCUUCAGCACCACUGCCUCGGUCGCCGGCCGCCGGCUGCCCGCGCUGAUUGCCGAGAUGCAGCAGCGCCUGGAGGCGCUCGAGAACGGCGCCUGGCUGCACGACGGCGCGCAGAGCUUUGAUCACUACCCGAUCGGCGCUGUGUUGCGUCUGUCGCAGGAGUUUGGCGCGCUGGCGGGGCAGGUGCUGGGUAUGGCGGCGACGUAUGGGGGUGGUGGUGGUGUGCCGCCGUCGGAUGUGGCCGGGUUGCAGAUGAUGGCGGCGGUGGGGGGUGGUGGUGGUUUGUAUGAGUUGGGUCGGGGUGGGCUGGCCGAGGGGGGCAGUAGCACGGCCACGGUGUUGCUGGUGCUGGGCGGGUACGUGUUCCUGGUGCGGUUGUAUGGCUUGGUGCUGGGGCACUUUCAUGCCCAUCUCAACCGCAUCCCGUCCGGCAGCCUCGGCGGGCACAUGCACUCGACGCCGGCGCCUACCACCAGCCCGACACUUCAGCUGGGUGAGCUCCCGAGUGGGGGCGCCAUGCCUGAUGUGAGCCGGAUCCACGCCGCGCUUGGGAUGUUGCUGGCUGCGCUUCACAGUGUUGAGGAGCAGUUGGGGCAAGGGGGGGAGGUGGCGCGGGAGAUGGUGGUGUCGAUUCUUACGCAGGGCUCCGGGUUGGAGCCGGCGAAGCUACAGGAUGGGUUCGGGGACUUGGGCGAAAAGGUGCGGUCGGUUAAGGAACUGCUGCGGGAGAAAAUGGGUCUUUGA